GAAAGGGACCCGUUGGCUCUCCCCCCCUCCCUUUCCCCGCCCUGAACCCCCCUCCUGGCUCGCCGGGAAUUAGUCCCCGUGGAGUUUCUCCUCCGCCUUGCCGCCGUGUCCUUGGUCCUCGGUCUGGUGGAAGUCACUGCCCUCGAGGAGGAGGCAGCGGCAGCCGCCCUCGCCUCGCCGCCCCCGGUUCGGUGCCCGCGGUCCCGGAGAGGAGGUGCCGCCGCCACCGCCGCUCCCCCCCUCCCGCUGCCCUCGGGCCGGGCUGGGUCGAGCUGCGAUGCCCUCGGACUUCAUCUCAUUGCUCAGCGCGGACCUAGACCUGGAGUCGCCCAAGUCCCUGUACUCGCGAGAUUCUCUGAAGUUACACCCAUCACAGAAUUUUCAUAGAGCUGGACUAUUGGAAGAAUCUGUCUAUGAUCUUCUUCCAAAGGAGUUACAGUUACCUCCAUCUAGAGAAACAUCUGUAGCAUCAAUGAGUCAGACAAGCGGUGGUGAGGCAGGCUCGCCUCCUCCAGCUGUAGUUGCUGCUGAUGCUUCUUCAGCUCCCUCCUCUUCCUCCAUGGGCGGUGCUUGCAGCUCCUUUACCACCUCUUCCAGCCCUACCAUUUAUUCUACCUCAGUCACCGACAGCAAGGCUAUGCAAGUGGAGAGCUGCUCCUCAGCCUUGGGGGUAAGUAACAGAGGGGUAAGUGAAAAGCAGUUAACCAGUAACACAGUUCAGCAGCAUCCAUCAACACCGAAGAGGCACACAGUCUUGUACAUCUCACCACCACCUGAGGACUUGCUGGAUAACAGUCGGAUGUCCUGCCAGGAUGAGGGGUGUGGAUUGGAAUCUGAGCAGAGCUGCAGUAUGUGGAUGGAGGAUUCCCCCUCCAACUUCAGUAACAUGAGCACCAGUUCCUACAAUGAUAACACUGAGGUACCUCGUAAAUCACGAAAACGAAAUCCAAAGCAGAGGCCGGGGGUCAAACGACGAGAUUGUGAAGAAUCUAAUAUGGAUAUAUUUGAUGCCGACAGUGCCAAAGCACCUCACUAUGUGCUUUCUCAGCUUACCACGGACAACAAAGGCAACUCAAAAGCAGGAAAUGGAACAUUGGAAAACCAAAAAGGAACUGGAGUAAAGAAGAGCCCUAUGUUGUGUGGACAGUAUCCUGUUAAAAGUGAGGGAAAGGAGCUGAAGAUAGUAGUACAACCUGAGACCCAGCACCGAGCUCGGUACCUGACUGAGGGUAGCCGUGGCUCAGUAAAGGAUAGAACACAGCAAGGCUUUCCUACAGUAAAGCUGGAAGGCCAUAAUGAGCCAGUAGUGUUGCAGGUGUUUGUGGGCAAUGACUCUGGUCGAGUGAAACCACAUGGAUUUUAUCAGGCCUGCAGGGUAACUGGACGAAAUACAACUCCCUGCAAAGAAGUGGACAUUGAAGGCACUACCGUUAUAGAAGUUGGCCUUGAUCCGAGCAACAACAUGACACUAGCGGUGGACUGCGUAGGGAUAUUGAAAUUGAGGAAUGCUGAUGUGGAAGCCAGAAUAGGAAUUGCUGGUUCCAAGAAAAAAAGCACUCGUGCCAGAUUGGUUUUUCGAGUUAAUAUCACAAGGAAAGAUGGCUCCACUUUGACACUGCAAACACCCUCUUCUCCAAUUUUAUGUACUCAGCCAGCAGGAGUGCCAGAAAUCUUAAAGAAAAGCUUGCAUAGCUGUUCAGUGAAAGGAGAGGAAGAAGUAUUUUUAAUCGGCAAGAACUUUCUGAAAGGAACUAAAGUUAUUUUCCAAGAGAAUGUUUCUGAUGAAAACUCUUGGAAGUCAGAAGCUGAAAUCGACAUGGAAUUAUUUCAUCAGAAUCAUCUUAUUGUGAAGGUUCCCCCGUAUCAUGACCAACAUAUAACUUUGCCAGUAUCAGUGGGAAUAUAUGUAGUGACCAAUGCUGGAAGAUCUCAUGAUGUUCAGCCUUUCACUUACACUCCAGACCCAGCAGCAGCUAGUGCUUUGAAUGUAAAUGUGAAGAAGGAAAUAUCUAGUCCGGCAAGACCUUGCUCUUUUGAAGAGGCUAUGAAAGCGAUGAAAACUACUGGAUGUAACUUAGAUAAGGUAAAUAUUCUUCCUAAUGCUCUGAUCACUCCACUCAUAUCAAGCAGUAUGAUUAAGAGUGAAGAUGUUACUCCAAUGGAAGUAACAGCAGAAAAAAGAUCUUCUCCUAUUUUUAAGACUACAAAGACAGUUGGAUCAACUCAACAAACAUUAGAAAAUAUCUCUAACAUAGCAGGAAAUGGGUCUUUUUCAUCAUCAUCUUCUUCCCAUUUACCUUCUGAAAAUGAAACGCAACAGCAGAUUCAGCCCAAGGCAUACAACCCAGAGACCCUGACAACUAUCCAAACACAGGACAUUUCACAGCCUGGUACCUUUCCAGCAGUUUCUGCUUCUAGUCAGCUGCCCAACAGUGAUGCACUACUGCAGCAGGCUACACAGUUUCAGACAAGAGAAGCUCAAUCUAGAGAGGUAUUACAGUCAGAUGGUACAGUGGUUAAUUUGUCACACCUGACUGAGGCAUCACAGCAACAGCAGCAGUCACCACUACAAGAACAAGCGCAGACUUUACAGCAGCAGAUCUCAUCAAAUAUUUUUCCAUCACCAAAUAGUGUGAGUCAGCUGCAGAGUACAAUUCAGCAGUUGCAAGCAGGAAGUUUUACAGGCAGUACUGCUAGUGGCAGCAGUGGAAAUGUUGAUUUGGUCCAACAAGUUUUAGAGGCACAACAACAGUUAUCUUCAGUUUUGUUUUCUGCUCCAGAUGGUAAUGAGAAUGUUCAAGAACGGCUUAGUGCAGACAUUUUUCAACAAGUCAGUCAAAUUCAAAAUAGCGUAAGCCCUGGAAUGUUUUCCUCAACAGAACCAGCAGUCCAUACCAGACCAGAUAAUUUAAUAGCUGGAAGAGCUGAAAGUGUUCACCCACAGACUGAAAACACGUUAUCUAAUCAACAACAACAGCAGCAGCAACAGCAAGUGAUGGAAUCAUCAGCUGCAAUGGUGAUGGAGAUGCAACAGAGUAUCUGUCAGGCAGCUGCCCAGAUUCAGUCAGAGUUAUUUCCUUCAACUGCUUCAGCAAAUGGAAACCUUCAGCAAUCUCCAGUUUACCAGCAGACUUCUCAUAUGAUGAGUGCAUUAUCUACCAAUGAGGACAUGCAAAUGCAAUGUGAAUUGUUUUCUUCUCCUCCUGCAGUUUCUGGAAAUGAAACUACUACAACCACCACACAGCAGGUUGCAAACCCUGGCACUACCAUGUUUCAGACAUCAGGUUCAGGAGAUGGAGAAGAAACUGGAGCACAAGCAAAACAGAUUCAGAACAGUGUCUUUCAGACCAUGGUCCAAAUGCAACAUAGUGGAGACAAUCAACCUCAAGUUAACCUUUUUUCAUCUACAAAGAGUAUGAUGAGUGUUCAGAAUAGUGGUAGCCAGCAACAAGGUAAUGGUUUAUUCCAGCAAAGUAAUGAGAUGAUGUCACUCCAAUCUGGGAAUUUUUUGCAGCAAUCUUCUCAUUCACAGACUCAGCUUUUUCAUCCUCAAAAUCCUAUUGCUGAUGCUCAGAACCUUUCCCAGGAAACUCAAGGUUCUAUUUUUCAUAAUCCAAGUCCUAUUGUUCAUAGUCAGACUUCUACAACUUCCUCUGAACAAAUGCAGCCUCCAAUGUUUCACUCUCAAAGUACCAUGGCUGUGCUACAGGGCUCUACUGUUCCUCAAGACCAGCAGUCAGCCAACAUAUUUCUUUCUCAGAGUCCAAUGAAUAAUCUUCAAACUAACACAGUAGCCCAAGAAGAACAGAUUUCAUUUUUUGCAGCUCAGAACUCAAUUUCUCCACUUCAGUCAACGUCAAACACUGAACAGCAAGCUGCAUUCCAACAGCAGUCUCCAAUAUCACACAUCCAGACCCCUAUGCUUUCCCAAGAACAGGCACAACCCUCCCAGCAAGGUCUUUUUCAGCCUCAGGUGUCCCUGGGCUCGCUUCCUCCUAAUCCAAUGCCUCAAAACCAACAAGGAACAAUAUUCCAGUCACAGCACUCAAUAGUUGCCAUCCAGAGUAACUCUCCGUCCCAGGAGCAGCAGCAACAGCAGCAGCAACAGCAGCAGCAACAACAGCAGCAACAGCAGAGCAUUUUAUUCAGUAAUCAGAAUACCAUGGCUACAAUGGCAUCUCAAAAGCAACCACCGCCAAAUAUGAUAUUCAAUCCAAGUCAAAAUCCAAUGGCUAAUCAGGAGCAACAGAACCAGUCAAUUUUUCACCAACAAAAUAAUAUGGCCCCAAUGAAUCAAGAGCAGCAGCCCAUGCAAUUUCAGAACCAGCCCACAGUUUCCUCACUUCAGAACCCAGGUCCUACCCAAUCUGAAUCAUCACAGACCUCCUUAUUCCAUAGCUCUCCUCAGAUUCAGUUGGUUCAAGGGUCACCCAGUUCUCAAGAGCAGCAAGUAACGCUCUUCCUCUCUCCAGCAUCCAUGUCUGCAUUGCAGACCAGUAUAAACCAACAAGACAUGCAACAGUCUCCUCUUUAUUCCCCUCAGAACAAUAUGCCUGGAAUCCAAGGAGCCACAUCUUCCCCUCAACCACAGGCUACUUUAUUUCACAACACUACAGGAGGCACAAUGAACCAAUUACAGAAUUCUCCUGGCUCAUCUCAACAGACUUCAGGAAUGUUCUUAUUUGGCAUUCAAAAUAACUGUAGUCAGCUUUUAACUUCUGGACCAGCUACAUUGCCAGAUCAGUUGAUGGCCAUAAGUCAGCCAGGCCAACCACAAAAUGAGGGCCAGCCACCUGUGACAACACUUCUUUCUCAGCAAAUGCCAGAGAAUUCUCCACUGGCAUCCUCUAUAAACACCAACCAGAACAUUGAAAAGAUGGAUUUGCUUGUUUCGUUGCAAAACCAAGGGAACAACUUGACUGGCUCCUUUUAACUGGAUAUAAAUUCCAUGAAGAAAAUCCUGAUUCCAAGAUAUCCUGAGAUCUUGUGAUUUCAUGAGGAUUAUUGAACUGUUACUUUAAAAACAAAACAAAAUAUGAACAACUGUGAUUGAGUAAAUGGACAGAUUUUACUCUGACUGCAAAAGAGCACACCUAUGCUGCCUGUUGCAGUGAUUAGCCACCAUGAUUAACAUCUUCAUAUUUUAUAUUCCUAAUAACAGUGAUGACUGAGAAUCUAUUUGAGUUUCCAGCUGACAGAAUUAAUUGUUGCUAUUUUCCUAGGCACUAUUUCUUUAAAAGUUCAGUUUAAAUUCAAAAGCUGGACCGCUCAGUUAUUAUUGCUAUUAGGAAAUAAUUCGUAUUGUCAUGUUUACUUUUGUUCUUCACUAUUUUCUUUCCUGCGUUGGUCUAGUCAAGUAAGGCUUUUGAAAAAGGAAAGUUCAAAUAAUAACUAAGGCUGUGAUUUUUCAAUAUAAAAAGCACAGCUGUUGGCCAAAGAGAGGGAAUAUUUUUUUCAGUUUUUAUGGAGAAACUGAAGGGGUAACAUUCUGACAAGUAAGCUGUAUGAAGAGCUCUACACAGAUAAGAGGCCUCUUUGUUUAUCACAAAGGCAGACAACACACAAACUGGGAACAGCUGGAAUGCUAUGUUUUUAUUUUUCAGAGUUGUUGGUUCUCUGUAUCUCUGUUAAGGGGUUUAGCCAUAACUGUGCAUAGAAAAAUAGUUAUCUUGCUCUAUAAAAAAUGAAGGGGAUAAUAUGUGGUAAAUUAUGUUCUGAUAUUCUCCUACAAUAGUUUAAACUGACAGUAAUUUGAGUCUGUUUUAUUCUUAACCCAAUCUUGGGCCAGUGUUCCCUUUUUAUAUUCAUCUAUAUUGUUCUUCCCCUCCUUUUCACUUUAUUUUAGACAAUUAGUAAUAUACUACUAGCUUUGUGACCCUGUAGCAACUUAAAGAAAAAGGCCACUUUGAUCUGGGGUGGUAACCCAGCAACUCCUGCAGCACAGGUGGGGACGGAGAGGGGAGGGAGUGCCCUUUCAGGAAUGAGGGGAGCUGAUUCCUGAGAAACAAGAAGCAAUGCAUUUUUUUCCACGAACGGUGCUGUUCUGAAGUCUUCAAAUUUUUCCCUCUACUAAGAAACAGUGUAAAUUUUAAGUUAAAAAAAAAAAGUCAAAGUAAAAUUUCUUGAAACAGCACUUCUCCCUGAGCUGCAGUGAGUGUAAUUCACUUGUCACCUCAGUGCUUUACAGUUUGAAGUGGUCACUUAUCUGAUGGUUCCCACAAGCCUUAGGCUUUACAGGGUCAUAUCAUUGACUUAAAAUGAAGAGUUAACUUGUGUUACAUCUAUAGAGAGCAAAAUAACACACUCCAGAACUUGCAGUUGUAGCAUUAGUUACAAAGUUUUGGGUGUUCUUGCCACCCAUGGGAUGCCUGCUUCUCACUACAACCUGUUGUCUGGACACAUGCUUAUGUCUUGUUUUCCUUUUGGCAUGUAGAAAGCUGUCAAUACAGUUUAAGGCCAAAUUGUGUGUGGCUUCUAUAUGUAGAUAAGAAGUUUUGGUAUUCUUGUCCAUUUCAUUUAUUUUGUAAGUGUACAAAAAAUAGCCUGUUAAUUGUCUGUUGAAGGCUACUUUUCUGUUUGUUUUUUUAUUUUUAUUUUUCUAUCCUAUAUAUUUAGUUGAACUUUGUGGAAUUGUGGUAUUGGUUUUGUUUAUACAGCCAGAUUUUUCCCCCUUUUUUGUGAUGGUCUUCCUUGGUUCUUUGAAUGUGUUCUCCUUUUAAUUUGUUUUUUCUCUUUGUUCUCAUCUAUUCUUCCCUCCACUCCCAGCCCUUUCUUUCUCUCUCUGAUUGAGAGGCAUUGAAUUACGUUUUCAGUAGUACAGGCUUCUUGCCGAUAUGAAGGGAACUUUUCAGAAAGAGACCUACUCUGGGUCAUUUAAUUUUGAAUACAGUUUUCAAUCGUUCAAGUUUUGGAUGGUUUAUAUCUAAUGUGUGUUUCAUUUUUUUGGAAAGCUAUAUUUUGUAUUUAGGAAAUGGUAUACUAUUUUGCUAUUUGUACUGAGUGAGUACAUUGGCAUAAAUAUAGAAAUUUAUAUAUAUACAUAUAUAUAAACUAUUCUUUUUUUGCCACACGUUUUUGUGGUAAAUUUGUGAGUUUGUCUGAUGUUCUACCACAACGUGGCGUCUGAUAACAGUGAGGGGGGGUUUGUUAUGUCUUUAUUGAGUAUUUAAGUAUCUUUUGAAACAAAUGACCUGUUCAUCUGUGGCCAUUCCAUCAGGCAGUUCCUUGAUGUUAUUAGUGAGCUAAAGGCAGCUUACUGUGUGUUUGCUGGAUCUUUCACUCAGCAAAAUCUUAGAGUAAGGAAACCCAUCUAGGCGAUUGUGUCAAAUGGUGUUUCACAAGAAUGAGCCGUUCAGUCUUUGCUCACUAUAUAUUUAAUAUUUUAUUAUAGUUGUUAUUGUUAUUAUUAAUUGGCUUUCUGUAUUCUAUGCCUUUUAUUUAUAAAGACACUAAAAAAAAACCUGUUUGUAAUUUUAAUGUUUUCCCCAUCUUGUAAUAUCCAGAGCUACUUUAUAAAUUCUCUGAACCAAAAGCAUUUUUCUCAGUAUAUCUCUUCUCUCCCCACCCCUGUCAGGAAAAAUUGCCUAGUAGAGUUCAGGUUAUGAGAAGGACCAACCACACAAUUCAGUGCUUCGGUUUUAAAAUGUAAAAAUCUAACUACAGAGGGUCGACUAAUGUCAGAAGCUUACCCAGCAGGUAUAAAAAUAAAAAGUAGGAAUAAAAUACUGUAAGUUUAUUUCUGAGUUUUCUGAAUUUUUUUCUAAGAGAUUACACAGAAGACUCAGAAAGUCUCUUUGUUCACCAAGUUCCAGUUAGAAUGUUUGUUUAACACUGCUCUAUGGAUGAAGUGGGGGCAAGAAGACUGGCUUGUGUGCUGGCUUCUGUUCUGUUGUUUAGCAAGAGGUUUAUCAUUUUAAAAAUGCUGAUUGCCGAUGCCAAGUCAUCAGGGACCAAUUUUCUGUUUUAUAAUAUCUAAAUUUAGAACAGAACGUACACCUGAACUGUAGUGGUUGGAUUGGAUGGAGGCAGAAAACCCGAUUUUUAUUUUCAAAAAUUUUGUGGUUAUUUAUACAAGGGCUGUGCUAUGCUACCACAUUCUUAUUCAAUAAUGAUGGAUUUUUUUUUAACAUUGUUAAAUGCUCCUUACCCCUAAAGAUCAAUGUUAAGUACAGCAUUCUGAUUAUACAGUUUGGUUACAAAAAGUAUUUGUCUUCUUAUUGAAGAGUUAGCUCAGUGGUCAGUGGUUGAUACUUGUGCUAAUAAUGUGGUUUCCAGAUUACUGUUACAAGUUAUAGCUACAUAUAGCAGAGAAUCUGUGAGCCAGCAAAGGCCUUGGAAACAACAAUUUAUUAAAUUUAUAUAUGGCAGAAGGACCUAAAUAAACUAUGAACCACAUUUUAUUCCUUUAUAUUCUUACCUUCAAUUGUUCUUGCUUUUAGCAACUCAUAUUAAUGCUUGGAGCUUAUCUUUGUGUCUGUGUGAGUGUGUGUAUGUGUGUUUUAUUCCUUAGUCAUUCCAUUAUAUAUCCACACCAAUAUGGGAGAAGAUAAUUAGAAGUCAUAUUUUGCUUCUGAGCUUUAUCAUGUUAUCUUUGUAAUUAGAGAAUCACGUUGUUAUUUAGCCAGUGCAAAUCUGUUUUCGCCAGUCUCUCUAGAACAGGUUUUUAAAGGGCUUUGUUUAUUACAGAAGCAGUAUUAAUGAGGGACCGGCCUGCCUGCCUGUCUUGUUUUUUUUUUGUAAUAUUGUAUAUGCUGUAGUUGGGAAUUUAUCAUAGUGCAUUUGUUGCCCAUCAGAACCUCUGUUAAUCUGCCUAGGAAAAAUAGUGUCAAAGGAAAUGAGAAAGCAGUUAAGUGAGUCCCUCUAGAACUAAGAUCUAAGGUAAUUCCUUUUGACCAUUUAGGCCAUUGUAGCCACAUGUUUUGGAAAAGUGAUAUCUGUUUAGAUGCAUCAACAAUUAAAGACCAGAAUUAAAUGCUUUAAUAAUCAAAAUCUCUAACUCAAUAUGGUUUAUAAAUAUUCUCUAGAGUAAUUUGAGAAUUUUUCAUCUUUCUGGUGAAAAUUUCUGUUCUAAUGUCUGUUUCCUAGUUGAUUUUUUUUUCUACUUGACUGAAAAUUAUAUGAGACCUAUUAGCUUUACUCUGCUUCAUGAUCACAGGCUUCCUCCCUAACCAAGACAGCCGUGUUAGAUCUGUAUGCCUUUGGUUAUAUGGAGGGGCUUAAUGAAAGAGAGAGACUGUAGAGUUCAGCAGCUUUAUUAGAAAAAUAACUCAGAGUAUAUACCCUAGUAAGUGGGUGAGUAGAAUCUUGUAACAUGUAUUAAAAAGAAGUUUUCUCCACUGCUUAUUUGUGUCACUAGAACUAAAUCAUAGAGAUAAUGUUCAUAAUAUAGUAAAUAUCAGAAUAAUACCUACAAUAUAAAUUGUGAAUUGUCCCAGUGCUCUAAUUACUUCAUAAAUCCCCAUUUAUUUUCAUGCCAUUCUAGGCUCAUUUAUUAAUAAAAUUCUGUUUUUACUCCACUUUUUCUUUCAGGAAAAAUUUUUAAAUUAGUAUUGUAUAUCUAGAUUAAAUGCUUAUGGAAAAGUGCCUUUUUACCAUGAUAGUGCCCCCUUCUUGUAAUUUCAUUUUUCACUAUUGCCAAAAACACAUAAACGUUAUUUUAAUAGGUCCCAAUUUUCAAUUUUUCCAUUUAGUCAUUCUUUUCUCCAUUUUUUUUUUUUUUUUUUAUGAGGGAGGACUAGUCCUGAGCUAACAUGUGAUGCCAAUCCUCCCCUUUUUUGCCUUGAGGGAGAUUGGCCCUGGGCUAACAUCCUUGCCCAUCUUGCUCUACUUUAUAUGGGACGCUGCCCCAGUAUGGCUUUACAGGCGGUGUGUCAGUGCGCGCCUGGGAUCCGAAGCUGCGAACCCCGGGCUGCUAAAGCGGAGCGCAUGCACUUAACCGCUGCACCACCAGGCUGGCCCCUCUUUUUUCCAUUUCUUGAUCACCAUAGAAAACAACUUUAUAAGUUUCUAACUCCCUUUGGCAUAAGAGUAAGAGAAAAGAUGCAUUACUAGACUUGUUCCUUCGAGAGAGGGUAAGUAAAACAUUACAGAAUUAAUAUUAUUUAGGCUUUUUAUAAAUUAACUAAAUUUGUCUUCAUCUCGACCAACUAACAAUAGUCUUGUCUGAAAGCUAAUGAAAAUUUUACUAUCUGACUCCAUGCACAAAAAUAUGUGUAGUUCAAUUUCAGGAAAGAAGUGUUUAAAGCAUCUUCUAUGAUCUUAAUUAGAUGGUGAAAAUAAAUCUCUAACACAUAGUUUAGGUAAACCCUGGUAAUGUCAGUUUUUCUAACUCUACAGGGCCAAGUAAUUCAUACAGUGCACUUCUUGCCCAUCAGAAUCUCAGUAAUCUGCCUAUGAAAAAUAGUGUGAAAGUAAGUGAAGAAGUGAUAUCUGCGUCCCUCCAGAACUGAGAUAGUAGUUCUUUUCAACCAGAUACAGUUGAAUGGAGUGUCCCUCAGGUUUUUGUUGAUUUUGCCUAUGUUCCAGCUCCUUACCACAGUUGGGGGUGUGUAAAGAAAGGGCCAUCAGCAAUAGGUCAGGAUAGUAGGAGCUUUUAUACAGAGCUGCUUUCCCCGUGUGAGUAUUUCCGUGACUGUUAGUGGCACUGAAGACUGCAAACCUUUAUGCAAUAUUCUCAAUACUCUAUUGAUAUUAUGCACUUUAAUCAUUCCAAAGAAGUCAAGAAUGCUGUUGAGUGAUGAUUCCUUCUUGAUGAAUACAUCUUAACCAUUUAGAAUAUUUAUGUCCCUUUUUAUUUUGGAUAGCCAGCUUGGUAUAAGUGUUAUGAGGAUAUUUUCUAAAAUGAUUGUAUAGUAGGACUUAGGACUUUGAAAUGUAAUUGACUAUAAGGGGAAAUGAUUACACUUCAGCAAAUCAUUUUAGAAGCAUUAAAAUGUUCAGCUUGCUAAUCUGUAUGUUUGAGAGUUAAUUAAAACCAGCCCUCUUCCUAUGUGUUUUGUGUCAUGUACAUAAGAACAUUAUAGUAUAUAGUUUUCUACAUAUAGUAUAUAUAAACCAGUGGUUCUCAAAGUACAGUCCUCAGCUCACCAGCCAAUAUCAGUAUCACCUGGAAACUAUUUAGAAAUGCAAAUUUUGGGGCCCUAUCCUAGACAUACUGAAUCAGAAACUCUGGAGUGGGGGCCCAGCAAUCUGUGUUUUAACAAGCCCUCCAGGUGAUUCUGAUGCACGCUAAAGUGUGAGAGCCACUGUGUAAACUAUAUACAGUAAGAUCUAGAAAGUUUUUUCUUUUUCACUCAUACAGAUACAGUUACACAUUGUUCUUUAUGUAAGUUCAGCUUAAUCUCUUUAUCCAUAAUCAUUUAUUGGCAAUGAUUAUUUAUUCUCAGUACUGCCUAUAGAAGUACAGUAUAUUUUAUGUACAUAUACAGUUAGUCUAGUUAUUGAUAAUUCAGUUAACUUAGUCUGGCAUUUUCCUACCACUUACUAAAACGUUUACAUUAAAUGACUGAUUUAAAUAUAUAGGUGCGAUGUUUUAUAUUUCUUUUAAUUAUGACAUUUAAGUAGCUAACAUAAUUGACGGGUGCUAAAGUCUUCUGUUUAUCCAUAAAAUGGGUACAUUGUGGGCAGUGAUAAUACAAGCUUUCUUUUCAUUGCCUCUUACGUUACCAGCAGACCACAAUUUUGGUCUGGCUAGACCAACUCUUAGAACAAAAUUAUUUAUCAUUCCUUGUAUUUAUAUUUGUAUCUGAGAUAUUAGACAAGAUGGCUGGCCAGACCAAAAAAGCACCUUAAUUUAUUUCUUUUUUUUAAUAGAUAAAUUUCUUUAAAAGUAGCUUGCUUUGUAUGAGAACUGAUGCAGUAGAGAUAUAGCUAUGCUUGGAACUUAUGCUUCAGACAAGAGUUAUUUACUAAAAUAAAUAUUAAGACAAUGCAUAUAUAAUUUGGGUAUUUCUCCCUUCUUAAUUGUAUGCAUCAUGGUAAAUAUAAACUAACCACAAGAGAAGUAGAUUUAUUCAUUCAUUUUAAUCUUCCUGUGUAAUACAAUACCUCCAUAAUUGUUCUGAUCUUCCUCCCACUGUUUACUAAUCACCAAUUAACUCAUGAAAGAAAAAUGAACAUUUCAAAAUAAAAAUAAUAAUUUUAUGCUCACUUUAUAAAAAUCACCCACUGCUGUCUUCACUUAAUGCUAGCAGUGGAAAUGUAAGUGGCUUACUCUACAAACUUUGGUGCUGGCGACUACAUAGGCAAACUGUUGGGAGAUGUUCUAGCUACAUUCCUCCUUUCUUGUUCCCCUUCCCCUCUUCCCCACUUUAUUGGAUAAUAUAUUUCUGUACCCAAAGCAUUCUACCACAAUUCUAUUUGACUCCAACUUGUAAUAUUUCCUUUAAAAGCCCCAUAUUUAACCAUAUCACCCCUGCUGUCUUUUUUUUUUUUUUCCUCAGAAGUAAUUUGCCUGGUUUGAGAUAGUUGUAGGGAUUGCUUAUUAUUAUUAUUUUAGCUAAUGAACCUCAGGACAACACACACACAGACACACCCACACCCACACCCACACCCCAACUCAGAUGUUUGAGUGUGGGUUUGUAGUCAGACUAAUGUGUCCAAGAAAAAACUGUCCUGCACUGAAGUGUUUAUGACUCUAAUAGCUACAAACUGAUUCCAAUGACACUGAGCUAAUUUCUUUUGAUCUAAUGAAUGUAUGUGUCCACCUUGUUCUCUUGCUUCUAGUUGAUAAGCUCCAAAUAGUUGCUGCUUUUUUUGACAGCUUUUACUGAGUGUCAUUCACUUCUUUUACUUAAUCUUUUAAUAAAUAUACUACAAAUAUUUCAUUAACCUAUUCUCAAAUGGUUUAGCUACCAUUCUGCCAUUUAAAUUUUUUUAUUUAAUUUUUUUUGCUUGAGCACACUGAUCAACCACUGAACUGCCUUCUUCCAUUGUCCUGCAAUGAUAUAAAGGUUACAUUUUUGUGUAUAUGGCUUUCAUAGUUGGGAUUUCAGAGCACUGACACCAGAUGUUUUCAGUUUGUUCUCCGGGGGAAUUUCAUUUGCAUCUAUGUUUUUAGCUAUCUGUGAUAACUUGUUAAAUAUUAAAAAGAUAUUUUGCUUCUAUUGGAACAUUUGUAUACUCGCAACUAUAUUUCUGUAAACAGCUGCAGUCAAAAAUAAAACAUUGAAAGUUUUCA
Diceros bicornis minor is the source of this 13177-nucleotide messenger RNA. RefSeq names its product nuclear factor of activated T cells 5 (gene NFAT5). Gene Ontology annotation, molecular function: DNA-binding transcription factor activity, RNA polymerase II-specific; RNA polymerase II cis-regulatory region sequence-specific DNA binding; transcription factor binding. The transcript has 15 exons. Gene Ontology annotation, biological process: regulation of transcription by RNA polymerase II; cytokine production; calcineurin-NFAT signaling cascade. Gene Ontology annotation, cellular component: transcription regulator complex. The record is from RefSeq and is a predicted model, not a curated record. Bases 278 to 4933 code for a protein of 1551 amino acids. NCBI's taxonomy places the organism in Eukaryota, Metazoa, Chordata, Mammalia, Perissodactyla, Rhinocerotidae.